AUGAAACGCUAUUUAAUUAAUGUAUGUAACAGACAAAAGUCUAAUGUUGCACAUUAUAACGGUAAUACCAAUGAAUAUAAACAAUAUUCAAAGAAAGUUAUUCAGUAUGGAAAAUGUGAUUCUCUUCUAACCUCAACGGAGAAUACUAUUGUAUGUUGUGAAAAACAUGAAGAAAGUAUCAAUGAAAUUUAUACUCAUGAAACUCGCACUGUUGCACUUAAAGAAAUUGAUAUAGAUGAAAAGUGUGAUUUAACUAAUAUACCUAUAAAUUUUGAAAAUAGUCUUUAUGUACCAAUGAUUAAUACAAACAAUAAUACUUCAAUAAAAUAUAAAAAUGCAGAAAUUUUGAAGAAUGAAAUUAUACAGAAAGAAGUACACGAUGAAAAAUGUAAUGAAACUGACAUAAGAAUUAAUGAAAUCAAUAUGCAAAUGCUCUCAAAAUCAUUACACAAACAAAUAUUUAAAGAUUAUUACAAAAGCUGUAGACAGGAUAAAAUAUCAGAGAAAGAUAUACAGUCAAUAAAGAACAAUUUAAGUUUGUAUGGGAUAAAAACUGAAGAUGCUAGUAGACUACCGGAAGUUAAUAUUAAAUUACCUCCUUUAGAAGGAGAUGAUAUCGAACAACAUUUUUAUAAUAUAGGAAAUGCUCAAAUUAAACCUUAUAUAAAACUUAUAAAAAAUAUUAUGAAGGAUAUUCCUCAAAUGCCAAAUAAGUGGAUGUUUAAUGAAGGGUGGACAAGAUAUGCUACUGAUGGAAUACAAAGGGUAGAUUACCCAUUAGAAGAUGCUAUUAUUUUUGAUGUAGAAGUUUGUAUGAAAGAAGGUCCUUUACCAACACUUGCAACUGCAGUAACUAACAAAGCAUGGUAUGGUUGGGUAUCAAAGUCUUUAACAAAUGGCUUAAAUAGAACUUUUGAAGGUAAACAGUUUGGUAUGGAUGAAUUAAUACCAUUAGAAAGUAUAGCUACUGAACAUGGAGAAAAAUUAACUUCUUUUCAUAAAAAACCAAAAAUUCUAGUCAGUCAUAAUGUAUCAUUUGACAGAAGUAAAAUUAAAGAGCAAUAUUGGUUGAAACGUACAGGUCUAAGAUUUAUUGACACAAUGUCACUUCAUAUAUCUAUUGGUGGAAUUAAUAGUUAUCAAAGGACAAUUUUAAACUCUAAGAAAGAUACAGAGGAAAAGUUAAAUUUACAGAUGGAAACCUCACUGAAUAGUUUAGAAGAAAUUCACAAAUUUUAUUGUGGUUCUAAAAUAAAUAAAAGUAUCAAGGAUGUGUUUAUAAAUGGAUCUUUAGCAGAAAUUAAAGAAGAUUUCAAUUCUUUGAUGAGUUAUUGUGCAAAUGAUGUGAUUGCAACUCAUAAUAUUUUAUGCCAUUUAUUUCCCAUUUUUGAGGAAAGAUUCCCUCAUCCUGUUACUUUAGCAGGGAUGCUAGAACUUGGUACUGCAUAUCUGCCUAUGAAUUCUAAUUGGCAAAAAUAUAUAAAUGAAUCAGAAACUUGCUUCGAAGACUUAAAUUAUGAAACUAAAACUAUUCUUGCUAAAAGAGCUAAUGCUGUUUGCGAACUCAUGCAUAAUGAAAAAUAUAAGGAAGAUAUAUGGAUGUGGGAUGAAGAUUGGAGUACACAAAUGCUUAAAGUGAAAGCACAAUACUCAAAAAGAAACGCCAAGAAAGAAUAUCAAGCACAAAAUGUAGAAGAAAAAGAGAAAGAAACUCAAAGUUAUUUAACAGAUGAUGAAGAUGAAGAAGAUCCAUUAGAAAAAGAAUUUGCUUAUUUAACAGAGACACGAAAGUUUUUACCUUCAAGACUACCACAUAUGCCCGGAUAUCCUGCUUGGUACAGAAAACUUUGUCCUAAAAUGAACGACGAAGAUUGGUCACCAGGUCCUCAAGAUCUAAGCAUUUCUAAGCAAAUUGUUCCAAAACUUCUAAAUCUGACAUGGGAGUGUUAUCCUUUACAUUAUAUAAAAAACAAAGGUUGGGGUAUUUUAGUACCUUACACUAAUGAUACAAGUAUUAAAACUAAAAUACCUUUAAAACAGCUUUUAGCUCAGUGCUCUUUAUUUAAAGCAGAGUAUUCAUUUAAUGAAAAAAAUUAUACAAUGUCAACCAUUGAUACAGAAGUAGAAAAUGAGUUACAUAAAACUGAGUUUUGGCGUAACAAGAAGAAGAAGCCUAAUGUUCAUUUAAGUGGCAUUUAUCAAGGCAGUGCACACUGGUGCAAUGUAGAUAUAGAUAACUGCUGUUAUUUUCUUAAAUUGCCACACAAAGAUGGAAAGAGUUAUAAUGUUGGCAAUCCAAUGAGUAAAUACUUCCUAAAUAAGUUUUCAGAUGAUAUAUUGGCCAGUUCAGAUGCCAGUGCUGUAGAAAUAUUGAAAAUUGCUAAAAUGAUCUCAUAUUGGAGAAAUAAUAGAGAUAGAAUUAUGUCACAGUUUGCAGUAUGGUUUGAUAAUUCAUAUUUACCACGUUUCAUCACAAAUUCCAAAAAGUCAAUGCAUUUUGGGGCAAUUUUACCGAUGGUAGUCGUUUGUGGUACAUUAACUAGGCGAGCAGUAGAACCUACGUGGAUGACUGCAUCUAAUGUCGAUUCCGAACGCAUUGGUUCUGAAUUACGAUCAAUGAUUCAAGCACCACCAGGGUAUAAUAUCGUCGGUGCUGACGUUGACAGUCAGGAAUUAUGGAUUUCAUCGAUGAUAGGAGAUGCUUAUUACAAAAAAAUUCAUGGGGCUACACCGUUUGGUUGGAUGACACUGAUCGGUACUAAAUCCAACGAGACUGACAUGCAUAGCGUUACUGCUAAAGCAAUUGGAAUCUCUAGGCACCAGGCCAAAGUUAUUAAUUACGCUAGAAUUUAUGGUGCUGGUCAAAAGUUCGCUGAAACGCUUUUGAAACAAUUCAAUCCGUGUAUGACGGAUAACGAAGCUGCAACAAAGUCUCGAAAAAUGUUUACCAUGACAAAAGGGAAAAAGGUUUAUAGGUUGAAACCUGAACAUAUUUUUGAAUUUAACGACAAGGAUUAUUCGUCGUACGAGGCAUACAGAUUAUCAAAAUUACACGGCAAAGAUGUAUCGGAGAUGUUUGAACCAAGUAAAUGGGUCGGAGGUUCGGAAUCCGCGAUGUUUAAUAGAUUAGAGGAAAUCGCACGGGAUUCACAUCCUGUUACACCUUUCUUGAACUCCAGGUUAACUUUAGCUUUAGAAAAUCAAACGAAUAACGAGCAAUAUUUGCCUACGAAAAUAAAUUGGGUAGUUCAGAGUGGAGCGGUCGACUUUUUACAUUUAAUGUUAGUCUCGAUGAAAUGGCUUAUGAAGGACAACGUAAGAUUCUGUCUAUCGUUCCACGAUGAAUUACGAUACUUGGUACCUUCGCGAUAUAAGUACAAUGCAGCGCUUGCCAUGCACAUUACUAACUUGUUAACUCGUUGUUUUUGCGCCUCGAAACUUGGAAUGAACGAUCUUCCGAUGUCGGUAGCAUUUUUUAGUUCCGUAGAAGUAGACACCGUUUUGCGAAAAGAACCGGAUAACGAUUGUAUCACGCCAUCGAAUCCUCAUGGCUUAAAAAAUGGGUACGAAAUUCCUCCUGGAGAAAGCUUAGACAUAUGGUCCGCCAUAAGUAAAUCUGGUGGUUCCUUGGGUCCUUACCAUAGUAGCAUUUUCCAUGGAAAGAUAUUUAGCCAUUUGUCACCCGCUACGGGUUUACACGAUAAGUGGUCUCAAAAGACCAAUUCGUUUCAUCCUGGCUGCCUGGUCGAUUGCGCUGAUUUCCGCCAUACCAUUUGCAAUCUACACGAAAGUCAAUUUAGUCGAGUAUCCGCCAGGUUCCGGCAAUUAUUCGGCUGAUUCCGCGAUUUGCGCCAUGCUGCUGCCAUAUAUGCCCGAUUUCCCUCUGUACGAGUUGAGCAGUAUC
Messenger RNA from Eufriesea mexicana, 3904 nucleotides. It is a transcript of the gene tam, whose product is annotated as DNA polymerase gamma, catalytic subunit tam. The transcript has 3 exons. The record is from RefSeq and is a predicted model, not a curated record. Gene Ontology annotation, molecular function: DNA binding; 3'-5' exonuclease activity; DNA-directed DNA polymerase activity. Bases 1 to 3837 code for a protein of 1278 amino acids. NCBI's taxonomy places the organism in Eukaryota, Metazoa, Arthropoda, Insecta, Hymenoptera, Apidae. Gene Ontology annotation, cellular component: mitochondrion; gamma DNA polymerase complex. Gene Ontology annotation, biological process: mitochondrial DNA replication.